Molecule: messenger RNA, 3036 nt
Organism: Kuraishia capsulata CBS 1993
Lineage: Eukaryota; Fungi; Ascomycota; Pichiomycetes; Pichiales; Pichiaceae
Exons: 1
Coding region: 1-3036 (1011 amino acids)
Biological process (GO): regulation of transcription by RNA polymerase II
Cellular component (GO): chromatin
Molecular function (GO): DNA-binding transcription factor activity, RNA polymerase II-specific; RNA polymerase II cis-regulatory region sequence-specific DNA binding
Source: RefSeq, a predicted model, not a curated record
AUGUCCGGACUUCCCCCAACCUUCUCAAGGACACAAACACCAACCAAUUAUUCCCGAAACGGCACCACGCCGUCUGGAAAGCCGCGGCUGUUUGUUUGUGCCAUUUGCACUCGCGCUUUUGCCAGACAGGAACAUUUGAAGAGACAUGAACGCUCACACACCAAGGAAAAGCCAUUUUCGUGUGGUGUUUGCUCGCGAAAGUUCUCGCGGCGUGAUUUGCUUUUGAGACAUGCACAGAAACUGCACGUGGGCUGUUCAGAUGUUGCCAUAGCCAGACUUCGCAAGAAACCGGGCAGACGAGGCUCACCUCGAACUAAUAGUGACGAGGAGGAGGAGGAGCCAGAUAAGCGGUUCAAACCAGACCCACUCGCAAGGUUUACUUCCGACAGUGCUGCCACUCGAAGAGCCUCUUUCAGUGCGAUGUCUGGACCAAACUACGCAAUGCCACCGGCUACUGAGGUCAACUUUGCGACGGAAACGGUAGAAUUUUCCACACCGCAGCUACUGCCACAUGAAGACCAAGAGGAUUCAUGGCUGACGGAUCCGAUUCCGACUCUGGACAGUGUUAUCAACGGAACCUCUUCGAUGCGGAUACAGAACGGCCACGUCAAACCAGAGAAGUCUGACGUUUCAUCAGGAUACUCCUUCUACGACGUUCCAUCCAAGAACGUGGACUCGCUGUUCAACUACGGUUUUGAUUCCACGGUCAAGAAGAAUUUGAGUCCACUGACACAACUAUCACCGUUGUCUGAGGAGGAGGAGGACAUGGGUCUUAAGUAUGACGAUUACGACUCGAACAUCACUGAACUUGGGAAAUUGACUGAUAUGAAUGCCUCGAAAAAUUACAAGCUACCUACUGGCUACUCUUUCUACGGAACGGACCAACAAACUGUGCCGAACAGUUCAACGUCUUCGAACGCCACAAUCUCACCGAUUUUGUUGGAUAGUUCCUUCAAUCCAAAUCCAAGCUUGAACGACGAUAUUGACCAUAAGUUCGACAAAUACUCGCGUGUGCUGCUGUUCACAAACAAUCUUCGUGGUUACAUCUACCAUUCUCUGUCGAAGUACCCGUUUAUCGGGAUACCUUCUCCGACACUGCCAGAUAACGACAGACUAAAUGCUUUCACAGCAAGUUUCGAGGCUUUGUUCCUAAAUCAUCACCCGUUCAUUCACAAGUCGCUUUUGAAUGAAUAUUCAACGAUAAAGAUGAUUUUAACAACAAUGGGCCAUUCGAUAAACCCAAAUCUCAACUCAAACGAAACCAUCAUGGACAACACAAAAGUUUCUUUCGUGUGUUUGCCUCUUCUGAUUGCAACGAUUGGCGCUGUUGUUAGCAACCGCAAGGCUGAAGCUUCCAAUUUGUACGAGGCUUCACGUCGGUGCAUUCACGUAUAUCUCGAUUCUCGCAAGAAGAAGAGCGCAUUGCUCAACAAGGAGGAGAGCUCCAGCCCUUUGUGGUUGAUCCAAUCGCUGACCCUCUCCAUUAUUUACGGCCUAUUUGCGGACAACGAUAUUUCUUUGAACGUAAUAAUUCGCCAGGUCAAUGCCCUUAGUUCGCUAAUCAAAUCCUCAAACUUGAACACAAUAUCAUUCGAUUAUGCUAGUAUGGAGAGCGCCAAUACUAGCGAGGCCGUCAAAUUUGAUGAGUUUAUCCGCUACGAGUCAACAGUGAGAACAAUCCACACUAUUUUUCACAUAAGCUCACUUUUGUCCUCGCUGUACAAUAUUGUGCCUUCACUGAAGAUAGAUGACCUUUUUAUCGAUCUGCCAUGUUCUUCGAUUCUCUGGGAUUGUAUGUCAGCUGGUGAGUUUGGAAAGGUGGUUGAAACUAUGCAUCUGGAGUCUCAAAAAUUCAACAAGGUGCUGGGGAACCUUAUAUCUUUCGAUUUCGAUAUGCUUGAUGCCAAUGGACUUGUUGACGGUCACAACUUCUUCUUUGAGAACAACGUGAGCGAGUUUGGUCUGGUUUGUCUACAAGAUGGAUUGCACCAGUACAACUAUUUUCACCAGCUUACGGAACUGAACACCCCCAUGAAACGCGGAGGCUUGAACUUUUCGAAAAUCGUGUCGAAUUGGGACAAAGUUUGUGAUUCGAACCAGAUGUACAAUCGGGACUCAGAGAUUCUGUUUGAUUCCAAACUUUUGAACAGAUUUUUGGCACUCAAAACGUCACCUGUUUUGAACCUAAAUCGCACGAAGGAGAGUCUUUGGCUCAAGUCCUGGAAUGAGAUGUAUUUGAAUUUUUCCAAAAAACACAACUACAAAGAACAGGAUUUCAAAAAGGUCUCCAAAGACAUGUUGUCGCUUGUGAAAAACUCGAUUGAGAUUUUGAAGUUGGUUUUUUUCAAGCCAAUCGCAGAUCCAGAAGGCGUCGAGUUCUCAAAACCAACAUUAAACACGCUUAAUGUGAAUGAAGACCAGUUGAAGGAGCUGAGUACUAGCGAUAUUGGUGAGUUGGACUUUGAGAGAUUCAGCUGGAAACUCUCUUUGAAUCUUCAGAUUCUUUUCGAUGUGGUGCUUUCUUUGGUAAAAUUCCUGGCCAAUUACGAAGGAACUUUCAAGGCCAGAAUGCGGUAUAAGGGUCUCGACACAAACCUUUCGUUUGUGCACCAUUUCCAGCUAUCAUCUACUGUUUUGAAAGACGAAGAUGGUGAUGAUAACAUGGAAGUUGAUGAUUCCGAUGAAGCAGAGCUGUUUGGACUUUACGAGAGCAUCUUCAAAAUCUAUUUGAAUCUAGAGUUCUUUUUAAAGGUGAACUACGGAUACAAUGAUUUCGAAAGCGAGUUCUCGUCUCUGACAAUAUCCAGCAUCCUGAGCAAGAAAGGCACAUCCACAAAGCCCAAAACCGAACGCGAUCUCAUGAUCAACGAGCUGAUAUCUUUUAAACUCCCCUCUAAACUGCUAAAAAUUGGCGAGUUUUUGUUCAAUUUCAUCUACGACAAGAACCUCAAGUUUAUCAACUUCAAGAAUUUAUCUAAUGGGCUUUUCCAUUUACGGAUCAGUCUUGAGAACAACGAAGAUUACGCAGAUUACUGA